GACAUGACUUCGAAGAGUGGUGUUGGUGUGACAGUGAUUGGACAUGACAGUGAAUCAAGAACAAUUGUAAACGGAUAUGAUCCUCCAGGUUCUUACAAGAGAAAUAUUGAAUAUGACAUUUCCAUGGAGCAGAUUGUUGCUAUUAUCAACCAGUCCAAGAAUUGUGAGCAGUUUAUUAAAUAUGAAUGUUAUGGUAGCACCAUUCUACGGUUCAACAAAGCAGGCGAACAUUAUAGUUGGUGGGUGUCACGUCAAGGUUCAAAGAUGAAUUACUGGGGUGGAGCGGCAGUCGACAGUGGAAACUGUUCAUGUGGAAUGACCAAUAGCUGUGCAGGUGCAGGAAAGUGCAAUUGUGGCAAAAAUGAUCUGGUAUGGCGUGAAGACAGUGGAUACCUGACAGACAAGAACACGCUUCCUGUUACUGAGUUGAGAUUCGGAGAUACUGGCAAAUAUGGCGAUAAUGACGAGAGUGGUUAUCAUACAUUAGGAAAAUUACGUUGCUGGGGAUAG
Dendronephthya gigantea is the source of this 510-nucleotide messenger RNA. RefSeq names its product neurexin-4-like. Lineage: Eukaryota; Metazoa; Cnidaria; Anthozoa; Malacalcyonacea; Nephtheidae. The transcript has a single exon. The coding region runs from base 4 to 510 and encodes 168 amino acids. The record is from RefSeq and is a predicted model, not a curated record.